AAAAUGCCGAAAGUAGAAGAACUUUCGCUGUAAGCCAUUUGAAGCAAGUGAAAUUUGUGAAUAUUUCAAAUCAUUGCGCUUUGAACAGCGAAACGGUUUAAGCGUUCAUUUCGGGUGCUCAAAAAUACUUGCAUUAUUGAAGAAGAAGUAUAUAAAUUGAAUAAAGUUACCAGAGUUUUUAAAGACGAUUUCAAAUAAAACUAGGAAACUAUAUAAAAAAUUUUAGAAAAUAUUUUUUCCUAGAAAAAUUAUAGCAAGAAAUAGUUGAAAAAAUAUAAUUAUACAGAAUAAAAUCGUAUUUAUAAUAAGCUUACGUAAUAUAAUACGAAAUGAGCUCCCGUUUCAUAACCGAGGGUGGCACACCAAUUACACCAGAACUGGCAACGGACCUACGCCAAUUAGUGUUCGGCACCUCAUCAAUUCCCAUGCGUGCUGAAUGGACGCAAACACCCUUCACUUUCGGUGCACCUAAAGAGGAGCUCUCUUAUGGACUACGUUCACCGCGUAAUGCUACACGCGGCCUACUUUCCGUGGUGCAGGGUUUCAUUUUGAAGUAUUUGCUCUUCGGACGACGUGGACGGAAUAAUCAGGACCCUUUACUUUGCACACAAGAGAUGCAAACGAAUGCGUUGAUAAAUGCUUUGGUUGAAAUUUUGCGCAUCAUAUCCGAUAAGGGUAAGGUGAUAAUGGUACUGCCAUCGCCGGAUGAUGAGGUUUUCGUGGAGCAUAGUGUGACGUUCUUUCAUGAUUCGAUCACUGAGAAGUUAUAUGUUUUCACAUUAUCACCGCAUGAUGAGCUGGAGUUCUUUAUAAAACGUCAUUUGAAGCUGUUCACUGAAGAGGACUCACCUGGCACAUUACUCUUUCUAUAUAGCGCCGUUCUGACACGUUCGAUGACAAAAAUUCGCAAUGAUCUUGACUCAAACAGCAAGGCUGUCCCACUGACAAUGACUAACAAUGAAGAGGGUUCCUUGAUGAUUGUGACUCUGCUUUUGACAGGUCGUGCUACGCCUUAUUUACAUAAUGGUGUUGUGAAUGUUGGCGAUGAGAAUACUUAUGCCAUUCCGCAGUAUGGAAUACUAAGCCGCUGCACCAUCGGACUUUUGCUUUGGGAUAAUGAUAAUACACAGCCCUCUGUGGCUGCUACCCGUCAACCCGGUUCACGGCUCAAAACACCCAACUUUCCAAUUUGGAUAACCAGCUGCUGUGGCCACUAUGGUGUGGCGUUCAAUCGAAAUCCGGAACUUUUACGAAAUUAUCACGCCGAGUCGCGGUUCGAUUUGAAUUAUUACAGUUGCUCUGGCCACAAUGUUUUCAUGACUAUCGACAAUCGUGUGUACAACGAACAGGCGACUGGCAUGUUGGAGCGCCAGGCGACCACCGAGGGUGGCACUGCAACAAUGACAGCAGGUAGCGGACGCAGAGAUGACGAAGCUGGUGGUGGUGACAAUGCAGAUUUGCUGGUACGCGAGGAAUUGACAAUGAACACACCGUUGCAACGCUUAAUACACACCAAGUGGGAGGAGGCGCACAUACGCUUCAAUGUGCAACCAUCCAUGCUGAGUUAUCUGUUUUGCACAACACCAUAAAGCGGGUGCGCACAUGCUUGUACCCAUGCCCAUGACCAAGCAAAAGCUACCGUUCACGCAUUUACACAUAUGUCAGCUGCUGCUGUGGGGAGCACGAAUGUAACAGUUAUUAUGGUAUGUCGAUUUCAUAAAUCGUUUGGAAUGCAGUGAAGUGCGUGUGCCUUGCAGUGCAUUAUUUAUUUCACUUUUUUCCACUUGCAACCGGCAAAAUGCAUUUUCGCACCGCAAAAUCAAUAAAUACAAAAAUCCUUCUGCUGUUGAUGGCUUUAAAAUAGGCAAAUAAAAUAUAUUUCGAUGCAAAAUAAGUGCGCUUGAAGCUUUGAAGAAUUGCUUGUAUAUAAAUAAAUAUUUGUCGUUGACUAGCUAAGGGUCUGAAUUUUUACUGGUGACAUAUUACUGGAGGAUUAUUAUAUUCUCGCAACAAAAGUUGCUAAGAUAGUAUUAUAGUUUUGUUCACAUAGCGGCUGAUUGUAAGUCCGGAUGUCUGUCUGUCGGUCCGUGCAACGGAUAACUUAAGUAAAAAUUAAGAUAUCUUGACGAAAUUUGGUAGACAUGUUCUUUGGAACCGUAGGAGGAUUGCUAUUGAAAAUCGGAUCAUAACCCCGCCCACAAAAUGGCGAAACCCGAAAACAUAUA
Messenger RNA from Zeugodacus cucurbitae (melon fly), 2225 nucleotides. RefSeq names its product inactive ubiquitin carboxyl-terminal hydrolase MINDY-4B. The record is from RefSeq and is a predicted model, not a curated record. The transcript has 8 exons. Gene Ontology annotation, biological process: protein K48-linked deubiquitination. Bases 330 to 1589 code for a protein of 419 amino acids. Gene Ontology annotation, molecular function: cysteine-type deubiquitinase activity; K48-linked deubiquitinase activity. Lineage: Eukaryota; Metazoa; Arthropoda; Insecta; Diptera; Tephritidae.